Macroventuria anomochaeta is the source of this 1200-nucleotide messenger RNA. RefSeq lists its product as uncharacterized. Lineage: Eukaryota; Fungi; Ascomycota; Dothideomycetes; Pleosporales; Didymellaceae. The record is from RefSeq and is a predicted model, not a curated record. Bases 362 to 1090 code for a protein of 242 amino acids. The transcript has a single exon.
UCAUGUCAACAUCCAACUUAUAGCGCGCUUGAUAUAGACAACUUUCAACGCGAAGGGACUGUUCGUUCAGGCCACGCGCUGUCAGCUUCAGUGACAGGGUUACGUCAUCCGCCCAUUCUUGGCAGCUCGAAGCUCUCAAGCUCAGCCACUCACCAACGAUACACAAUUCAGCGUCGCCCUUUGUUGCACUGUUCAAGGCUUCUUCGUUGAACAUCUGCUGUAUCGCAGUUGUUCCGCUCACAUCCGCGCCGAGCGUAACACCGACGACCGCAUCAGGCUCAUCCAUCCGUGCCUCAGAGGCAGCCUCGCGCAUGCGCACGCCCAAUCUCACCCGCACCCUCACCCUCACCAACCCGGCACAAUGAACGGCGGCUGGGUCUUUCUGAUCAUCCUGCUCCUGCUCGUCUCGGGCGCCUAUUUCGGCUGGUACUUCUACGCCCGCUGGAACGCCAACAAAAAUGGGCUUCCUCCACCAUCCAUGAACCCCAUCGCUGCGUUCAAAGCCUCCCGCGGCAGCGCGUCCAACCACCCUGGCCCCGCACCUGGCGGCAUCAAGGGCUUCAUCGACACCCAAAUCCGCAAGUUCAAGAACAGGAAUAACCGCUCCGCCGCUGGUGCCUACGAGGGCGAUUACACCGCAACAGGCGGCGCGCAACGAGGCCGCGGCGCCGGCAGCCGACUUGAUCCGGAUGAGGCGUGGUCAGCAAGAGUCGGCGAUGAAGCGUACUAUGAGGAGCAAGAGCUCGGCCUUCACGAACCCCCACGCGGCGCAAAUCCCUACGCAUCCACAAACUACGCGCCCCAGCCCCACGAAGAGCGCGGACGCAGCCGCACGCGCGACAGCUACGACGAGCGUCUUGACGGGCGAAGCGCGCGUAACGAUCCAUUUGGGGAUGACCAUGCGGCGAGUCUAAGGGGUGUGAGCCCGAGGCCAAUGAACCAUGGCGAGGAUACGAGUUACCACGGCGGAGCGACGGCGCAGAUGCCCCAGGUACCGCAGAUCAAGACACAUAAGAAGGCGGGGAGUGCCAACAGCGCUGAGAACAGCCCUACAGAGAGCCGGAGGAGCGUGUUCAGGGAGGCGAUAUGAGCCAGCAUGAACAACCACAAGGGCGGCUGUGGUAGUGCAGAACCGUGGUAGUGCAGAACCGUGGUGUUAUGAUACCUUCAUGUAUGACUGGUGUUGUGCGGGGUUUUCGA